Messenger RNA from Acipenser ruthenus (sterlet), 7008 nucleotides. Its product is annotated as nuclear factor of activated T-cells, cytoplasmic 2. The transcript has 10 exons. NCBI's taxonomy places the organism in Eukaryota, Metazoa, Chordata, Actinopteri, Acipenseriformes, Acipenseridae. The record is from RefSeq and is a predicted model, not a curated record. Gene Ontology annotation, biological process: cytokine production; regulation of transcription by RNA polymerase II; calcineurin-NFAT signaling cascade. Gene Ontology annotation, molecular function: RNA polymerase II cis-regulatory region sequence-specific DNA binding; DNA-binding transcription factor activity, RNA polymerase II-specific; transcription factor binding. The coding region runs from base 370 to 3135 and encodes 921 amino acids. Gene Ontology annotation, cellular component: transcription regulator complex.
AAGGGCACGCCUGCUUUUACGUGUGGUUUAUUUUGAACAGGAAGUUGCCAUAGUGCUGCUUGUCAAUUUCACACUUUUUUGUCACUGCAGAGACCGGCUGGAAAGUGCAUGUCACAAAACCUAUUUGGCGACUAUAAGCACCACACUUUUAUUAUUAUUAUUAUUAUUAUUAUUAUUAUUAUUAUUAUUAUUAUUAUUAUUAUUUUCUAACCGUUUAUUUUGGAUGAGACAACUUCUAAUGUACCACCGUACACAAUCUGGAUUGGAUUUCUUUGAAUGAAACACACUGCUUGAUACAUUUUGAAAAGAAUAUCCUGUUUUUUUUAUUAACCUGGCUGCAUAAAAAAUAAUAAUUAUACACCAGAACAGAUGACCUCCGUUUACACCGAAAAGGACCCUGACACCUUAGGGAUUAGCGAGGAUCUGAACCAUGGGAGCUGUCAAGAUGAGGAGCUAGAUUUCUCAAUUCUAUUUGAAUAUCCGCUCUGCGAUGAUUAUCAGACUUCUGCGCAAGAAGAACUAGAUAUAGCUCACAAAGUCCUCAACCCAUCUGGAGUCCCAUACACACAUGGGGAGGUGUCCCAUUAUGGCCCAAAAUCAUGCAACUCGUCCACCUAUGCAGAGCCCCCAGAUGGCAUCAGUGGAUAUUUGGGCGACAGAUACUACCUGGAUCCCGCCAGACAAGCAGGUCCCUCUGCCGUGAGCCCACGAAUUGAGAUCACCCCUUCCCAUGAACUGAUUCACUCGUACGGCAGAGAGCUCAAUCUGGGGCACCCCAUGAAUCCAGCUAACACCAGCCCCCGGUCGACACUGCCAGUGCCUGGCUACGAAAGCGCCUAUCGGGAACCAUCCUGCCUCAGUCCAGCUAGCAGCAACUCCUCCACUAGCUGGCAUUCCGACACUUAUUCUCCCUAUUCUCCCUGGGGCUCGCCCUGUGUGUCUCCUAACAAUGGCCAAGCGGAUGACUUGUGCCCACGGUUCCAGCACAUCCAGACCCUCACAUCCCCCAGGACCUCCCCCGGCACUUCUCCCAGGACAAGUGUCACAGAGGAGAGCUGCUUGGGUUUAAACUCCUCUUCCCCACGCCCCAACUCCCGGUCCACAUCUCCAGUGGGGAAAAGGACCUAUGAUGAGCAUACCAAUCAGAACACGCCGGUCGCCAAACACCGUUCCAGAAGCCCUUCUCCCCAGAGGUUCAGAGAUGAUAGCACCCCCAAUGCUUUCAACCUUCAUCAGUCUCCCUACUCAUCUAGCCUCGCUGACGCCAUGAAUAGCCUCAACACCGGCUCUUCCUGCAGCAUUCCGACCAAGAUUGUCAAAACCAACCCGUCGUAUCCGCUGUACACAUCUGUGGAGCUACAGCAGGAGAACUACCUGGGCUCUGGCGAGCAGGAUGUGAAGAGGAAACCUGGAUCGGAGCAAGUCUUUCUCGUGCCUCCAAACUGGACUAAACAGCUGGUGCCUGGGAUACCAUUUUACAGUAUACCAGUUGCCUCUCUUCCUUCCCUUGAGUGGCCUGUGCCAAGCCAAGUGGACCAGUACCAUCUUCAAAUUGAGGUUCAGCCCAAACCUCACCAUCGAGCUCACUACGAAACCGAAGGAAGCCGAGGGGCAGUGAAAGCUCCCACAGGAGGGCAUCCGGUCAUACAGCUCCAUGGCUACAGGGGGAAGGAGCCGCUGGGCCUGCACAUCUUCAUCGGCACGGCAGACGAGCGAAUCCUCAAACCCCACGCUUUCUACCAGGUCCACCGCAUCACCGGCAAAACUGUCACCACCACCAGCUACGAGAAGAUCAUCGGGAGCUCCAAGGUCCUGGAGAUCCCACUGGAGCCCAAAAACAACAUGAAAGCCAUUAUUGACUGUGCUGGAAUCCUGAAGCUAAGGAAUGCUGAUAUUGAGCUCAGGAAAGGGGAGACUGAUAUUGGGAGGAAGAACACCAGAGUGCGCAUGGUAUUCCGGGUUCAUAUACCACAACCUGGAGGCGGGGUGGUGUCACUGCAGGUUGCAUCCACUCCCAUUGAGUGCUCUCAGAGAUCAGCCCACGAGCUUCCAAUGGUGGAGAAGCAGGAUGUGGAAUGCUGCUCCGUGCUGGGGGGGCAGCAGAUGAUCCUGACCGGCCAGAACUUCACUUCCGACUCCAAGGUGGUGUUCACAGAGAAGACACAUGAUGGGCAGCAGAUUUGGGAAUCAGAGGCCAGUGUGGACAAAGAUAAGAGUCAGGCUAACAUGCUGUUUGUGGAAGUUCCUCCAUAUCGUGACCUGUCAAUGCGCCAUGCAGUCAAAGUGAACUUCUACGUGAUCAAUGGGAAGAGAAAACGAAGCCAGCCUCAGCACUUCACCUUCAUGCCACUGCCAGUUCCAGCCAUUAAAACAGAACCUAUUGACGAGUACGAACCCAACCUGAUGACAGCUAAAAUGUCCCGCAGUCUGGGAACACUGCCGCAGCCCUAUUACCACCCCCAGGGAAUGAUGACCUCAGACAGCUGCCUGAUAGCCAGCAUGGCUUCAUGUCAGCCGCUCCGCUCUGGGCUGUCUCCCCCAGAUUCCAGAUACCAGCAGCAAACUUCAGCAGUCAUCUAUCCCCGGAGCAAAAGCCUGAGCACCAGCCCACUGCUCUACCAGCAGGGCAGCCUGAUGGCUUCCCCAGUCCCUCCCAUGGCAGACGGCCAGCGCUCAGUUCUGGUCCACGCCAGCUCUCCAGCGCAGUCCACCAUAAUCCACCAGCAGCAGUCAACCUCGCCCAAUCACCACCCCACCUCCAUCAUCCAGUUCUCCCCCACCAAUCACCAGCUGAGGGGAGGGGGCCUACAGGAGCACCAACGCAUCAUGUAUUGUGAAAACUACCAGACAUCUCCUGCUUGCUCGCCAGCUCCGUCUGCCAGCCAGGCUCAGAGGAUAAGCCCCAGUCACUACCCAACAGUGAUUCAGCAGCAGCCCUAUGUGCAGAAGAUGCCAAAAAACAGGUCUUCCCCCAGCCAACUAGAAGAACAGAGGUCUUCUGACAAUCCAAAGGAUAGGUCCGGGGCUUUGAGAGUCACCGUCAAAGAGGAGAACUUGGACCAGUUGUAUCUGGAUGACGUCAAUGAAAUCAUACGGAAGGAUCUGACUGCAGUCCAGGGCAGGGGCCAAACCUAGAUGCUGGAUCUGUGAAGAAGUUCUUCUCUAAGUGCUUUUCCACACCUACCCCAGGACCCCCCCCCCCCCCCCCCCCCUGCGCCGAGGCAGCACCCCAGCUUCCCUCUGCCGCCACACUUUGGAUUCACAACGUUCCUUACAGCAUUCCCAGUGCUGGGCCUGAGCACUUCACUGUUAGGAAGAACUGUCCUCUGUACCGCAGGAGAUGUGUCACACCUUUGCAUACAUAUACAUGAUGGACGAAGACCAAAAUCUCUACAGAAUAGGUUAUAGUAACAGAUUGUGUUAACUAAAAUAUAUUUUCAUAGAUUCAUGGAUAUCAAACUGUAUUUAUUUCAACAGACUUUAAAUAGCUAUUUAUUCAUUAGCCUGGUAGAUUUAUAUAUAUAUACCUUUAACCCAAAACGAAUUAAUUCUAUAUGACCGCUUAUUGUUAAGAGUCACCUCUAUGAGCAAGUGUGCACUACUCCUUGAAUUAAUGUUCCAAACAGAAUCUGAUAUGAAUUAGAGUUGAAAACAAACUGCAUUUAAAUUACAGACACUUAUUAUGAAAUCUGCUAAAUACAGGUAUUUUCAUCACUGGUCUUUGUCCAUCAUCUGUACUGGUACACAAAAGCUUUUUGCCACUUGAAGCUGUUAUUGUUUUUCCAUUUAAUGCUGCCUUGUUCUCGAUCAUUUACACAAUGAUAUCAGUCCCUUUGUGUUUAAGCUACUUGUGAUUCAGAGCCAGGAUAAUGACCCACAGUGUGGCACCAUGACUUGGAGGUCCAGCUAGUGGUGUCAGGCCUUUCCCCAAAAGGGUACUUAUCAAGGCCAGCUGGGCCCGGGCCUGGUGUCUGGACGUCACCCAGGCCAAGCUUCCCAUCGUCCUGUCUCUUGAAUUUACCUUUAGAGUUAGCCCUGUGGGGACUGAAUAAUAUGCUUAGCAGUUGGUGAAGAAAUGCUGGUGGUUUUCAGUGGUUAGAAUGAAUAACAAGAGGCCUCUUGUUUGGUUUGUUUAGGAGUCAUGCAGCUACUGCAUUCAAAGAGCUUUAGGUUUGUUAGCUGAAGCAGACUAUUAUGUAAAUAGAACAGAAAGCAAAUGUUAUGAUAAUGCGAAAAAUGACUUGCACUUGGCAACAAAAAAAAAGUGUGUACUGGAUGUUUUUUAAUGCUUUCUCUGUAGAAUUUAAAUAGCAAUUACAGUACAUGGCCAGCGGAUUACCAGCAAAGCUAAAUGUCUGGAUGCAUUUCAGUUCAUUAAGAAUUGUUUUUCUUCUCGGAGAAGGUAAUAUAUACAAACGCUAUAAAAUAGAGUAUCUUCUUAAAGAAUUAUUUGCUUUGCUGUACUUAAAAAAAACAUUUUAAUAAAGUCAGAUUUGUUUUUUAUAUUGUUGGUAUACAUGCAAAAGAUGCAUUCAACAACUCAUCCCCACACACACACCCAGUACAGUAGCUUUGAGAUACACAGUAUAGUUAUUGUUUCAACUUUAUUUCAUAUGGGUUUCCGAAUAUUGCCAUUUCAUUAAAAUAAAACAGCUGGCACAUUACAGUCGUGGCAGUAUUCCAAUGACAUACAAAAUGGGUAUUAUAUUGCCACUAAUUAUAAUGUCUUACCAAUAAAAUAUGCAAUAACGUUUCCCAACCACGUACACACACAUCACGAAACGUGGCUUGGAAACUCAUGAAUAUUUUAGUUAUUGGUGUUUCUUUUUACUACAAUAACAGUCCUAUUUUGUACUUAUUUUAUUGUAAGAAUCUUGACUUUUUUAAAGUGACUGUUUUAGAUAUUUUUGCCCCUGCUAAUAAAACAACAGGAGAUUGCGCCAGCUUUGUGUGGCAACUGUGGAAACGAAACCAUAAUUUAGCAGCUUCGUGACAAGCAAUAUAUCAUUAAAACGCUCUUUUUGAAUAAAUUUAACAUGUUAAGGCAUUGAAUGUAGCGCUUUAAAUUAUAGCUUACAUAAUAUGUUUUAAGCGCUAUGAUUUUUUAAAUGGCUUUGUGUAAUUAUAUUGUGUUAGGAAAGAAAAUCCAAAGAUUCUAACAGGGUCCCUUCACCACGGUUUUCUAGAGACUUGUUUAUAUAUAUAUAUAUAUAUAUAUAUAUAUAUAUAUAUAUAUAUAUAUAUAUAUAUAUAUAUAUUCGCUAAUGGUGUACAGUAUUUGUUCUGCAGAGUGCAACCCUUACUGUGCCUGCUUUUAACAGAAUAUAUCACAUAUGUGUGCUAUACACAGAUAGACUGAACUGGAUAGCAGUUAAAGUGCAUUAAAUUAAACAAUUUAAAAAUAGAUUUUUUGUUUUUAACCCAAUCUUCCUAAAAUCCUGAUUAAUCGUGUUUCUUAAAGUUAUGUAACCAAAAAAAAAUAAAAAAAUCUGAACCCAUUUUUUGCCAGGACACUUUUGAAAAUGAGAUCUCCACAGUCCUAGGAAACUCAAUAAAUAUAUAACGUGUAGAAAAAUGUCCAAAUACCAAAGUGCGUGCAGUAAUCAUAUCUAUUACUGACAGUGACAAUGCAGAAUGGAGGGGGGGAGCUUCAAUAUUUAAAAAGAAGAUGAUGUAUUCUAGUGAAAAGUGCUGUCUAUGUGUGAAGUACUCCUCGCUUCAUUUGGGCAGAAGCCAUACUUGCACUUGAGGAAACAAUGUCCUUCCUCACAAAUCUAAAUAUUUUGCUCAGUGCUUUCCUGCCAUUGUACCAAAGAUCCCCAAAUCCAUCGCCGGACAGGCUUCGUGUUGAAUUUUUCCAUCAGCAUCCAAAGAAAAUAAAAAAGUCAUAUCAUUCACAGCCAAGUGUCAUAGUCUGGAAAGCAGCUACCCAUAGCGAUCCUGUAAUGUGAGAAACAGACAUGUUCUUUCAGAUCAUCAUUUUAUUUUUCUGCUUUUCAAACUGGCCGGCCAUUGGGUUUGAGCCUGGCAGGUAUUUUAGUAUUGGCAUUGGAGGCUUUUAAAACAGCCAAAAUUAGUUUGAUAUUUAAAUAGGUGGGAGUAGAAAUUAAUUUCACAUUUCCAAAUGUGUAAACUCAUUCACAGUAUUAAGUUUGCUGAUUAGCAGAAUGUUAGCUAAAGUUCAGAAUUUGGAGUCCUUCAUUAAUGUUUUUUUUUUUUUUUUUUCAAAUAGUUUAACGAGGUGUUAAUUGUACUAAAAAACUUUAUAUCAAAAUGUCAAAAAUGAAAUUAUUAGGCAGAAAGGUAAAUUAGUAUAUUUUCCUGUCUGGCGGCAUGAUAAAAAUACACAGUGACAUUCAGAUCUUCAAAAUAAAAGGGAAAUGGUUUACUCUAGAGCAGAGCACUGUGUGUUUGUAUCUGUGAUGUAUGUACCAGAUAAUAUUCUAUAGAAGCAAUAGGUUCUCUGAAUGUAUCUAUAUUUUCCAUUGUAAAUAUGUUUGCAGCUUCACUUUGUACAAAAAGUUCUCAAACGACCUAUUUGAAAAGCAUGUUAUUAAAAGUAUAGAAAAGUUAUAUUUUUUACAAACUGCAUCAGUUGUUUAAAGCAAUUUGUCUGCCCUCUUCCUGGCCACUUUAAUGUCAUUCUGUAUUGCUAUAUAAUAUAUAUAUAUAUAUAUAUAUAUAUAUAUAUAUAUAUAUAUAUAUAUAUAUAUAUAUAUAUUACUAGUUUAUCUACUGCUGCAGUCUUAAUAAGAGGGAUCUGGCACACAGAUUUACGUUGUUGUCGUUAUUGUUUUUAUACAAAAUUAAAAAAUAAGCAUUUUAAUAAUAUCUUCAGGAGGUUGAAAUAUAAGCCAUGUUUUUUUAGUUUUUUGUUUUUUGCAUUUUGCUGUGCAAACUACAGCUUCUGCUAAUUUUGGAAUGCAUUUAUCUCUGUAAUACAAGUUUUUAUUUUUAUUUUUAAAACCUUGUAUCUAUAUCAUUUAGCAAUAAAAGAAAAAAAAUGCA